This is a messenger RNA of Lodderomyces jiufengensis, 999 nucleotides long. RefSeq lists its product as uncharacterized. Lineage: Eukaryota; Fungi; Ascomycota; Pichiomycetes; Serinales; Debaryomycetaceae. The transcript has a single exon. Gene Ontology annotation, cellular component: endoplasmic reticulum. Bases 1 to 999 code for a protein of 332 amino acids. Gene Ontology annotation, biological process: sterol biosynthetic process. The record is from RefSeq and is a predicted model, not a curated record.
AUGUCCGAUCUUAGAAAAAUUGCAUUAUCAAAUACUAAUUUAAAAAGUAUGAAUGAUUCACCAAUAAAUUCAGGUGCAUCAACUCCAAUAAAAGGUAAAAUAGAAAAAACUGAUUCAAUUUUAAAUUUAACAAAACCAGAAUUAUUUGGAAUAUAUAAAAAUGAUUCAUAUGUUAAUUUAAAUAAAGAUAUUGAUGAUACAUCAGACUUGGAUUUAGAAAUUUUAAAAAAAUCAGAUACAAAUGAUUCAUUAUUAUCACCAAGUAUUUCUAAUACAAGUGAUUCAAAUUAUUAUAUACCAUUACCUGCAAAAUUAAUGAUUUUAUCAAGUUCAGCAUAUAUUUAUAAUGAAAUUAUUAAACAUAUAAACUAUAAUCAUUUUAAUGAAAAUCAAUUGGUUAAUUUUCCAUUAACUAUAACUCAUGUAUUUCUUUAUGCAUUUGUAUCAAAAUUUAAAAUUGGUAAUUACAUAAAUAUUGAUGAUGAAUUUUUAAAAGUUUUUGAUAAUAUUUUUGCAUUAACUUUACAAGGUUUAUUAAUGGCUUCAUUACAUCCAAUUUUUGAUAGAAUAUUGCCAAGAUUUUUAACAAAAAGAUUAUUAUCAUCAAAUCCUCAAAAUCAAUCAUCAUCAUCGUCAUCAUCAUCAAAUCAAUCUAAUUUCUUUAAUGAUUUAAUUAGAUCAUGUAUUACAUUUUUAGGUAUAAGUUAUGCAAUAAGAAAAAUAGAAUGGAGUAGUUUUUUACAAGUUUCAAUUAUUUGGUCAUUAAUUAAUCCAGGAUUAUGGUUAUUAUUAGAUGGUACAAUUUCAGGAUUUUUAUCUUCAUUGUUAGUUUCAUCAAUUGCUUGUGUUAGUAUUUAUACUCAAAAUUAUCAAUUUAUAAAUCAAUAUUCAAAAACUUCUGAUGAUAUUAUAGCAUUGUGGUUAUGGAUUGGAUCAUUUUUCUUUUGUGGUAUUAUAAUAUUUGGAAAAAUUGGUAGAGGAAUAUUUGGUUCAAAAUGA